This is a messenger RNA of Aphidius gifuensis, 1607 nucleotides long. RefSeq names its product etoposide-induced protein 2.4 homolog (gene tank). The record is from RefSeq and is a predicted model, not a curated record. The transcript is spliced from 6 exons. Bases 468 to 1427 code for a protein of 319 amino acids. Gene Ontology annotation, cellular component: endoplasmic reticulum. Gene Ontology annotation, biological process: macroautophagy. NCBI's taxonomy places the organism in Eukaryota, Metazoa, Arthropoda, Insecta, Hymenoptera, Braconidae.
ACAUGACUUUGGCAAAAAAAAAAAUAAAUAAAAAACGAGACAAGUACCAAGUGCCAAGUACAAAAAAUAAUAAUAAAACAGUGAGAUUGCUAAUUUUUUUGUGUAAUAAUAAUCAAGUGUUUUUUUUAUAUUGUUGUUUUAUAACAAACCUGUGCGACUUAUUAUAAAUCAAAAAAAAAAAUUGAAUUUAAUAAAGAAAAGUGCACAAUGAUUGACCAAAUAUUUGAUGAUUAAAUAAUAAAUUUUAUUGAAUAAUAAUUUAAAAAACAUAAUUAUUAUCAAGUCAACAAAUAUAAACAAUAUUGUCUUUGUUUAAAAUUAUUAAUUGUCAAUUGAACAUCAUCAUCUGUAUAAAUAACUUUACAAUAAAUUUAAUACAACUCGUAAUAAAAACAAUGAUAUAUUUUUUAAUAAAUAAUUAACUUGGAUAUAUUAUUAUUAUUUAAUUUUGACAUUAUUGCUUAGCCAUGGAUAACAUCGCAGGUAUAUUUCGAGCCAUGUAUUGUGGUUUUGUUGACAGUUUUAAGGGUGCAAUUGUAUUAUUUUACAUGGAUAAACAAAUGAAUCAAAGAUUAAUUAAAGCAUCACCAUCAAGAAAUGAAAUUGCUAAAAGAGAUGCAAAAGAUAGUCCAUCAAAAGCAUCAAAUAUCAAAGAACACAAAGAAUCAAAAGUAUUAAAAAGAACAAUACAAUGUUGUGCAUUAAAUGGUGGUGUAUUUUGGGCAAGUAUAUUAAUAUUUGAAUGUGGAUUAUUGCCAUUGCUUAAAUAUUUAUUACAAAUAAUAUUUGGUCAUUCACCAAGUAUGGGUUUAAUUGUAUGGUCAUGGACAAAACCAUUUUUAUCAUUGACAUUUGGAACAGUAUGGGUAUUGCCAUUAUUUUUACUAAGUAAAAUUGUUAAUAGUUUAUGGUUUCAGGAUAUUGCUGAUAGUGCUUAUAGAUAUCGUCAAGGUAGACCAUUGUUACUAUCAAGUGUUAGUAAAUUAAUUGCAGAUACAUUAUUUAGCAUAUUGGUACAAGCAUUAUUUCUUGGUCAAGGUAUGCUUGUAUCAAGAAUACCAAUACCGCCAAUUGGUGAUUUACUUGCAAUGAUUCACAUGUGCCUUCUUUAUGCACUUUAUGCAUUUGAAUAUAAAUGGUUUAAUAUGGGCUGGGAAUUACACAGACGACUAACAUUUAUCGAAGCAAAUUGGCCAUAUUUUGUUGGCUUUGGUUUACCACUUGCUGUUUUAACACAUUUGCCAAAUUCUUAUGUUAUUAGUGGAUGUGUGUUUUCAAUUUUAUUUCCACUUUUUAUUAUUAGUGGAAAUGAAGCACAACCUGUUACAGGUGUCUGUGAUUGUCCACUUAAGUUAUUUUCUCCAGUAAUUGCAAUUGCAAAUACAUUAUUCAACAAAACAAUUGGCCCAGCACAUCCACGCCAUUGAUUUUUAUAUUUAUUAAUUAUUAUAAAUAAUAAUAAGUUGAGAUCAAAGUCUACAAGCACAAAUGAUUGAAUGAUAUAUUUAUUAAAACAACUUAUUUGUAAUUGUGUGAGAGAUAAUUUUAUGAUUAAUUUAGUUAAUGGGAAAGUUAUAUAAUGACAUCUUAACAACAAGCUCAUUUUU